AUGGAGAAGGGUUCAGAAAAAAGUGACGACGGAACGACAGGAAAUAAGCUCGUCGAAGCAACUGAACUUGCCAGAGAGUUCUGGACCAAAGGUGACCGUGUUGUGGCUUUGGAAUUAACCGAGAAGACGAUUUCUGAUCAUGGGAAACACGAAAAAUGCUUUGGACUCCACGAACUGCAAGGUGAUAUCUUCUUUAACCAAGCGAUGGAAACAGUUAACGCCGACGUCAAAUGCGUUUACUUGUUUGCCUCUGUCGAUGCGUAUUCAAUGGCUACUCUUCUCUCUCCUAACGCUCUAAGGUCCUUUCGUGGCUAUGCACGUUCCCUUAUCGAUUUGGGCGAUCAGCUUGGGAUGUACAAGUUUUAUGAGAAAGUGUCCAAAGCAAAGCCGGGAUUGUCCAUAAUGCGACCUCAAAGACAGUCUACAGAGAAAGACUAUUUUGGCAAGAUGAUGAAGAAACUUCAGAACUUGAUAGAUCUUGCAACAGAGAAGAUGCAUGCGACUGUGACUCUUCCUGAUACAGGUUCUAUGGCUAUUCAGAAACCGGAAAAGGGAGAUCCUAAUUCUUUGAAUAGAUUGAAGAACAUUUGGAAAGAACCGGGGAAGGAAGAUCGUUAUUCUUUUAAUAGAUUGAAGAACAUUUGGGCUAAGUUGGAUGACAAGACCAAAAGGGAGUUUUUGGUGGUAGACUUUGAAAAGCUUUUAGCUUAUAUACAGUAUAAGCACGGGACGGAACUAAAAGAACAGUUUCAGAAAUGUGUACCCAUGGCCAAUAAUCUUCAUUGGAGAUGUUGGAAGUGCCAGGUAAACUACUGUUUUACAGAUUGCAAGAUGCACAUCUUAGAUAACCAUGUGCACAGAUUUGAACCUGAAUCCAGUGCUAGUCCUAAGCAUGUGGAUGGGGUUUUGGCUGACAUGAUAUUCUAUGGGGAUUGGAAGCUUGUUGAUGCGGCUAAAGCAGCAAAUCUGUUCAAGGAUAGAAUUAAGAGCAAGGAAGAGUUUGUUUAUGUUAAUGGAUGGUGUAGUGAUUGGCCUGUGGCAGAGGAUGCAGAGCGAGAAAACAUACUCAAAGAGUUUGCUGAGGUUCUUAAAUCUUCUCUCCCCAAGGAGAAUCGUACUCUUUCAUCUACCCUUUGGGAGUGGUUGAUGGAUUACACAGAAGAGAAUCUGGAACUACCUGAAGUUCCUGGGUGGUAUCUUGCGAAAUAUAGCUUCUUUAAGAACCCGCAGUGCAUCUGCUUCUUAGAUAUUAAGCACCUUGAACACGUCCUCAAAUAUUUCAAACAGCUCACAACUGAUGUUCGCGCAAGUUUGGUUUCAAAAGUAGUGAAUCAGCUUUGGAAAAAUUGCCAGGUCAAGGAAAGAAUCAAUCUUGAGGGAGUAACUACUUAUAAUCUGCUUCUGGACAAGAGACUUCUGUAUGAAGAAGAGCUUGAAUUGGAUAAGAUAGGGACAGUAGAGCAUUAUAAAUCUAUAGGAAUUUAUGAUGAUGUGGUGCCUCAGGGUGAUAAGAUAGUGUCUUGGAUUCUUGAUUGCCCUGAAAUCGAUCGGGAAUUUGUGUCUCACAUGGCAAAGGGCCUACACAAUCGUGAGAUAUGGUUAGCAGUUUUGAGUAUAGUAAGAUGCAUGGUUAGUAAACAUGAAAGCUACUAUGAUAUGAAAUACAAGAUGCUAAACUAUGAGAAGAUGUUGGGUGAGGUUGAGACCCUUUGCGACAAAGAAGACAACCGGAAGAAUGCUAAUCAGGUGAGCACAUAUGAGUCUGCUGUUCGAAUGACAUGUAAAGAGCUUGUAGUAAAGCAAGAUGAUGAUAGCAAAUGUUUCUUGGCUGUUGUAAGAGAUAUUUUCGAAAGACAAAAAUCUCCAAGAAUUGAAGCACUAGAAGAUAUUGUGUGUAUACCCAAAUUCUAUACCGCUAUCGAAAAUGAUGAUGUUAAAGAAAGUCUGUUGAGACUAAAGAAAUCACUGAAAGUGGAGUUUGGUUUGAUUGACUCAAAGAUUUUGCUGAACGAAUAUGAGUACAAAAAGCUAAUAGAUGUAUUCCCAAAGCUAUCGGCAGUUGAGUAUCGCUUGGUGGUCCUUCCGUUUGUGAAGAAGUUCUUACAGGAUAAACUGAAGAAAAUGAUGAAAACAGAUAGGAGCAGUUCAGUUGAUGAUGGGGAUUCUGUUGAACGAGAACAUAAGAAGAGACAUCUUUCAUAA
This is a messenger RNA of Camelina sativa (false flax), 2202 nucleotides long. RefSeq lists its product as uncharacterized. Lineage: Eukaryota; Viridiplantae; Streptophyta; Magnoliopsida; Brassicales; Brassicaceae. The record is from RefSeq and is a predicted model, not a curated record.